AUGCCAGGGCCAGGCAAGAAAGGAGAAGUCAUGUGGCCGAGGUUGGUGGUUAGCAAGAUCCUCAAUAAGAGAUUGGGGAGCAAUAAUUUUGUUGCAGAUUUUCCAAGCGACUCGGAAUCUAAUUUCGUCAAAUUUCCCAGUUUCCCCUCGAAAUCUUUAAGUUGUAGCAGCAUUCUGAACGACCGUGUACGCUCAGAAAACUACAAGAUUUUUGUCAGUACAUGGAAUGUUGGGGGAGUGGAACCAGCAGAGGACUUGAAUAUGGAUGAGUUGCUAGACACGUGCAAUAUUUGCGACAUCUACGUUAUUGGGUUUCAAGAAGUUGUGCCUCUGAGAGCAGCAAAUGUGUUAGGACCUGAAAAUAGCAAGAUUUCCCUCAAAUGGAAUUCUCUAAUUAGAGAAGCCCUCAACAAGAAAUCAUUCAAGAAAGAAGGAAAGUCUACUGAGAGUAGUAAUCAGUACGAGUUCCGGUGCAUCAUUAGUAAGCAAAUGGUCGGAAUAUUGAUAUCGGUCUGGAUUCGUACUGAGCUUCGAUCAUUUGUUCGAAACCCUAAUGUUUCAUGUGUAGGCUGUGGAAUCAUGGGAUGUCUAGGAAAUAAGGGUUCAGUCUCGGUAAGAUUUCGAUUACAUGAGACGAGUUUCUGCUUCGUGUGCAGCCACCUUGCAUCUGGUGGUAGAGAAGGCGAUGAGAGGUACCGGAAUUCAAAUGCAGCCGAGAUAUUGUCCCGCACAAGCUUUCCUAGAGGCUCAUCACUUGAUUUGCCUCAAAAGGUUCUCGAUCAUGAUCGAGUGAUUUUUCUUGGAGAUUUGAACUACAGAAUCUCAUUGCCUGAAUCAGAAACACGAUUAUUGGUAAAAAAAGGAGAAUGGAAUGCACUGCUGGAGAACGAUCAGCUAAGGAUGGAACUGAAGGAGAGUCAAGUUUUUGAAGGUUGGCACGAAGGAGCCAUAGAAUUUGCUCCUACAUACAAAUAUUAUCCAAAUUCUGACCAAUAUUAUGGUGAAUUUGAAGGCAAAAGUGGCGAAAAGAAACGUGUUCCUGCAUGGUGCGAUCGGAUAAUUUGGUUUGGGGAAGAGUUGAAGCAACAUUCAUACGAAAGAGGCGAAUUGAAAUUGUCAGACCAUAGACCAGUGAAAGCAAUUUUCAGCACACAAGUUAGAGUGACACACAAAUUGAAAGAGCUUCAAAAUUGUUUUUAUUCGGAGAGAUUUGAGCAAAUUGCUAGUCGAUUAAACUUUCCAUGCAGAGACUGUUUCAGCUUCCAUGCCAACGACAUAUGA
Fraxinus pennsylvanica is the source of this 1281-nucleotide messenger RNA. The record is from the annotation of a GenBank genome assembly. Lineage: Eukaryota; Viridiplantae; Streptophyta; Magnoliopsida; Lamiales; Oleaceae.